AAAUAUGAGAUCCCACAAUAUUUCACGUGCUUAGAGUUUUCUCCUAAUGGAGAUGUCAUCACUGGUGAUUCAAAUGGCUCAAUCACAGUUUGGGGAAAAGUAUCAAAGAAGAUCAAGUUUGUUGUAAGGAAUGCACAUGAGAAAAGCAUUUUAAGCUUACGAUUAUUAGAGAAUGGGUCUCUGUUAAGUGGUGGCUUGGAUGGCAAAUUAGCAGCAUGGGAUGCUAAUAAAUAUUUCAAUACGCCGUUACAAGAAACUCAGGUGAGUGGGAAUUUAUCAAAGAAGAUCAAGUUUGUUGUAAGGAAUGCACAUGAGAAAAGCAUUUUAAGCUUACGAUUAUUAGAGAAUGGGUCUCUGUUAAGUGGUGGCUUGGAUGGCAAAUUAGCAGCAUGGGAUGCUAAUAAAUAUUUCAAUACGCCGUUACAAGAAACUCAGCUGGACAGUGGUUUUGGAGGAAUCUGCGCUAUUGAACCACUGCGCACAGGCCAUGGAGAUGACAUUGAUAUUCUUAUUGGGGUGACGAACAAUAACAUUGUAGAGGGCUCCCUAAACACUCCUUUUCAUCCAGUUGUUCAGAGUCAUAAGGACGAGGUUCAUGCCCUGGCAGUGCACCCUAGUGAGACACAGUUUAUUAGUGCAUCACUGGACCACUCGGUUUCUUUGUGGGAUGCUGAGACCCAUCAAGUUAUUUGGACAGUCAAGGUGGAGUUUCCUGUCAAGUCAGCAGAUUUCUAUUCAACUGGUGAUAUUUUGGCAUUAGGCACCACUGCAGGAAGAUGGAUGGUCUUGUCAUGUGACUCUGGAAUGCAUAUUGCCUCAUUUCAAGAUGGCACAGUCCCCCUAUCUGAUCUGGAAUAUGCAAAAGAUGGCGAACACAUUGCAGUUGCUUCCCAUGAUGGCAGCAUUUAUGUUCAUGCUGUGUAUGAUGAGGGGACAACGUACAGAAGAGUUGGCUGUUGUUCGGGUCACAGUGAACCAAUCAUGUUUCUGGACUGGUCACUUGAUGGUUGCUUCCUUCAAAGUUUGUCCACCGAUUAUGAGCAUAUUGUUUGGGAAAUUGGUGAAUUUCAAAGAGAAGAAUCACAGGAUAUUAUUCGCGAUGUUGACUGGUCCACAAGAAAUGUCAUGCUGGGCUAUGAUGUAGCAGGUGUUUGGCCUUCUCAACCAGAUGAUGGCAACCUUGUGAACAGCUCCGAUCUGUCCUGGUCACGUAAGGUUUUUGCUGUCGGAGAUGAGUUAGGAUACAUUCGUUUGUUUAAAUUCCCAUGCAGUCAACCUGGGGCUCACUAUCACCAGUGGCGAGGUCAUAGCUGUCCAGUCACACGCAUGCUGUUUUUAGCAUCAGACACCCACCUCCUCACAACUGGCAGUCGUGAUUUCUGCAUUCUUCAGUGGACAGUGGAAGGAAAGUUUCCAGUACUUAAUGAGGAAGAGGAGUCCGACAUGGACAAUGAGAUGGCUCACACUGGUAGGCGUCAAAUAAAGGACAACCACAAACUUUCAGACAAUAACAGCUACCAUUCAGACUAUAGCCCUGAUGAACAAGAGGACGAUGACUAUGAAUAUUCUAAAAAUGUUGCUAGAGGAAAACAGGCAAGAGGUCAGCAACAGCCUUCUGAAAACAGCCGUUAUUCAGAUGCUGCAGAUUCCUUGCCGCAUCAAGCACCUCAAGGACGUGGGCGUCCAUCAAGGAAGAGUCGUCAUUUGGAUCAUCAAGGAGAGGAUACCAGAGCUGUGGGAAGAAGCCCACGGCGUAAUAUCCCAGCUCAGGACACCAGGUCACAGCAAGGUUCAUAUGCAGAAAGGUUUAAUAAACACAAAGCUGGUAGCAAUGCUAGGUGGAACCCACAAUCAUCCAGUGAUCCACAGCAAGAGCCUGAAGAUAUGGGGCACUAUUCUGAUGAAGAAGGCCCAAGGCAGCAGCAAGGACAUGCAGGUAGAGGUGGGGGAAGGAGCCGCCACCCUGCACGAGGACAGGAUAAGGAAUGGACCAGGAGACCUAGGAGAUAGCAAAUUAGCAAAUUCCAAUACAGUCAUGUAAAUUACUGUCAGUGUCUAAUUUAAGAUGACUAACAGGAAACAGUAUUUAUAUUAAACCCAGGAGUAUCUUCUUCAGUUUCGUUCCUCUAGUACUAAUGUAACCUGAGACAAUCAAACUGCUGAUCUGUUGUAGAGGUAUUUAGUAAGGCAACAUAAUUAUCAUUGAAUUGAAACUAAAAUACUUUUUGCAAAACAAUUGCUCAAGCCCAUGGAUAAAGUAACAAUUUCUGAAGGUUUAUGUGACUUACAAUUAAAGGAAUGCCUUCGCAAACAUUUUUCUCCGAGGUGGUGUCUUUAGUUCGCAGAUGGUCUUUAUGAAUUUCACACACAAACAUAAUUUAGCCUUGCAAAUGUAGGCAAAUCUGAACUGUAUUCCAUAUUGUUAAUAUUUUCAUGGAAAUAGUUAUAAGAGUAAUGAAGAAUUUAUAUCAUUAUGCAUAAAGUAUUUGUAGCCAGAGCAUAUGUCUGGGCCAUACAUAGGUUUUAUAUCUUAUUUAAUGUUUUUCAUUUCAUAUUUAAAUGAAAGUUUUUUAUGUAUUUUAUAUUACUAAUACAACCAUGUGUAUAAGCUACACAAUCUGUUACAUGCAAAUAUGAGGGUUUUUUUUUACUUAAUUAGCAUUCAGUUCAUAAGUAGCUCAGUGCUUCGUUUAGUUUCGUCAGGUUUCAUUUGGUUCUGUAAAAUAUUUUCUUACGGGAAAGGAUAACGUUCAGUUUUUAACAGGGCACCAUUAUUGCUUAGGAUCUGUAGAAU
Messenger RNA from Orbicella faveolata, 2794 nucleotides. RefSeq names its product echinoderm microtubule-associated protein-like 2. Gene Ontology annotation, cellular component: mitotic spindle. NCBI's taxonomy places the organism in Eukaryota, Metazoa, Cnidaria, Anthozoa, Scleractinia, Merulinidae. Gene Ontology annotation, biological process: intracellular signal transduction; microtubule cytoskeleton organization. The record is from RefSeq and is a predicted model, not a curated record. Gene Ontology annotation, molecular function: microtubule binding.